AUGUACAAGUUUUCUUGUGUCUGCCAGAACUAUAAUGGAUUCCUUUGCAUAUCAGAGAAUGAUUUUUACUUUACUUCUUCAUUAUUUAGGGUAAACUUGAAGUGGUCUAACGUCAAGAGCAUUUCGCUGGAUACCAAGUACAUAAAAAACAGCGCAACCAGCGUGCUCGUCAUUAAACUGCAUCGGCUACCCGUUUCCAUUCAAGAUGAUGCCGAAAUUAUGAAGAAACGGAGAUCAUCAAAGACAUAUAUUUUCUACGGCUUUCAUGAUCUUCUUGGUGUGGAAGAGCACAUUAAACAUUACUGGAAGACUUCCAGGAGUAUGAGUCAAAAUUCGUUUAUACCUGAAAAAGGUGAAGAAGACAGCAAAGAGUUCAAGGAUGAUCUUACUUCUGAUAGAAAAAGUAAUAUGCUACCACCUCCUCAGGCUGACAAACCUCAGAGUCUUUCUUCAGUUAAGCAAGUAAGGCAUAAUUCAAUGUCCAAGGUGCCCACCCUCACCGCAUAUCCAGCGUCUGAUAGGCGGCCGUCGCCAUUCACGACAAAGCAAAUUUCACCCGUCCAACUAAAUAACUCCUCACAGGAUCUGGCAGAAAAGGUGUCCAGACGACCAAAUCAAAAAAUUUCCGCCGUACUUUACAAUUAUAUGAUCGUUUUAUUGUCGAGGCCAUCUCUCAUUUUAUACAUGCUGAUUUUGUUUCUGGUUUUGAUCGUGGGGGUUCACAUGUUUAUUUCUACCGGACGCACUGUGCACAAUCCAUUUUUAGAAACGUGGCGCCUGUUUGAGGAACUGGAGAUGGCUAAGGAAAACUACAAGAAAUUCAACAUGCAUACUAGCACUCGUGUUCCCCAACAACCCCAUGGGGAUGCAUUUUUCCCGUUGAAAGACAGCAGCACGUGGUUAAAAUCGUUAGACAAGGCUGUGGAAGAACUACUCCGCAAGUAUGUUGAUUUGCAGUUAGAGAUGAUCGAUCUAAGGCAGGGGCAUAUGGAACGUUCACUUUCACUCCCGAGUAGCGCAGAAUCUAAGGCAUCAUUUGAUUCGAAGCGAUUUUACGCGGCAGAUUCAUCCGUGUUUUUUAAUCGAGGUGCAGCUCGUGUGGAAUUAGUGCCAAGGACGGCCCACGAAUCUAAAGAACCUGUUCAACACUUCAUGUUUACUCGCGUUAUAGGAAUUCCCCGUACUUUGUGUUCAACCUUUUUAGGAGUCUUUCGCGUUUUUGCCUUCUUUAGUACACACCAAGGAGGUUACCUCGAACGGGAAGGGGAUUCAUGUGCAUUAAAAGGACGUGUGAGGUAUACCGAGACAUUUCUUAAUGACUACGAAAUCGCGCAAUACGUCACACUAGAUGAGGCGAAUGAAAGAAGGCAGUGCCUUCGAAUUUCAAAUGAACUUCUCAAGGUCAGCAACCUAAUCGAAGAACUUUUUUCUCGGGUUAACUCUCUCCUCCUCUUGAAUAGGGACUAUGAGGGCUAUCUUUAUAGCGCGGGCAAAUCGCAACAGUGGAAUAGCGGUGGUGCCACUGAUAGCAUACAUGAGUCAUAUGAUAUGAAACGCGCACUUUUGAACCCUCAUUUUACAACGGAUGACGUUCUGCAUGUUACUUUUUUGCGGCGAUAUGCAGACAUCGUUCUGUUCCUUAAUCCUCUAGAGUCAAGUGAGUACAAAAGACGAGAGGAUGCUGCUGCCGCUGCACAUAAAGCUAUGCUGUUCAAAGAGCUAAAGGUAAAGCACUUGAGCGGCGUGAAUCAUGCUGUUUUGGAUAUUGUGUCGUUGCUUUCGAACAUUUUUAUUGAUAGUCCUGCACAAUCAAGCGUAUCGAAUGCUGAAGAAGUUAUCAAUACGGCCCUAGGAACGUUUCGUAACCUCCUGGUGGAACUGCAAGUUUGGGAUAACCACCAAGACCUUUGGGAUCUCCAUCUAAUGGCUUCUCUUACUGAAGAACAGAGGAAACAAUUCUUGAAGGCAUUCCAUUCAGCACGCUCGUGCACGCAGAGUAGGGGUAGCUACGCAUCAGGAUUAUCAUCAGACUAUCUAGACAAUCUUUUUGCGUCUGCUGCGAAUCUUUCCGAGUGGCGGUAUCUCCCAAUUUUCAAAGGGCAGCUGUGCUUUUCAAGGAGACCAAAAUUGUGGCCUACCGUGGAGCACAAGCUUCUCCAAUGCAACGUCUCAACGACAUUGCCUCGCGAGUCCUGGUUGAAUGCUAUGCCAUCAACGAGCUACACUCAACACAACUUUAAUCAAUUCGAUGAGGACUUGCCCGCCGACGAAGUGGUUUUUAAGGACGAUGAGUUUGUUCUACCAGUGCAAGAUAUCACUUUCAAGGAUGCAUGUCGCAACAUUUAUGAUCCAGAUCAUGUUGAUGCAGCUGUAGUCAUUGUGAAGGAAAGGUGGUUGGAUGAACUAGCCGCAUUCCCUACGCUUUUCAAGGUCGACCCGGUUGACUCCCCACAUACUAGGCGCUUUGUGUAUAUGGAUGAUGAUUCUUACGCAUCUCGGGAACUUUCCGCCUUGUCGAUGCGUUUAUUCAAUAUUUUUGAUCGAAUUAGCUACUGGUAUAUUAUGCCGUUAUAUCAAAGUCGAAGCCUUUUUAAAUGGCUGUCGUUUCCCUCUUGGGCAAUCAGAUCGCUUUUUGGAAGCUCAUACAGGAGACACGUGGAGGCUGCAGACCCUUUUGUAGAGUUGAGCAAGGCGCAGAUUACAAAGAUUCCAUGGCGAAACAACAGUGACGUUCCUUUCAACAUGAUACGAAAUUUUCUUUUGCGCCCCCCCGGUCUUUUAGAGGCUAAAAUGCAAUGCGAGAGGCAAGUUAUCAUUAACUGGUCUGGUGUGAUAAUUGGUGUGGUUGCGGUUUAUGCUGCCCUUUGUUUUUUCUAA
This is a messenger RNA of Phytomonas sp. EM1, 2877 nucleotides long. NCBI's taxonomy places the organism in Eukaryota, Euglenozoa, Kinetoplastea, Trypanosomatida, Trypanosomatidae. The record is from the annotation of a GenBank genome assembly.